Messenger RNA from Tricharina praecox, 768 nucleotides. Its product is annotated as cwf21 domain-containing protein. The transcript has 2 exons. The coding region runs from base 1 to 768 and encodes 255 amino acids. Lineage: Eukaryota; Fungi; Ascomycota; Pezizomycetes; Pezizales; Pyronemataceae. The record is from RefSeq and is a predicted model, not a curated record.
AUGUCAUCCAACGUCGGUCUCUCUACGCCGCGCGGCUCAGGGACGUCCGGGUACGUACAGCGGAACAUGUCCUUUUUACGACCACGGGACGCGCCGCACCCACGGGACCGCGACAGCCUCGACGCGAAAAAAUACCAGCAGCGGGCGCCUGACGCGGAGAUCCUGCUACACGACCGGAAGCGCGCGGUGGAGGUGAAGUGUCUCGAGCUGCAGGACCGGCUCGAGGAGGCGGCCGAGGUCGACGAGGAAGAGAUCGGGAAGCAGGUGCAGAAGCUCAGGGUGCAGCUGCUCGAGGAGAUGGAGAGGGGCGGUGGUGGCAUAGAUAGGGGAAGGCUGAAGCCGCAUAUGGUCCAUGAGAUUGCCGCGGCGAAGAUGGUCGAGUCGGAACGGCUGAGGAAUGCGCUCGGCAUCUCGAAGGACUACGAAGAGGGCAGUCAUUGGCGCCGCCAGGAGGAGGAGAAGAUCCGUCGGUUGGAGCAGCGCGAGAUGGGUGCGAACCCGGGCAAUAACAAUUCUCGGAGACGGAGCGCGUCGCCGCCGAGAAAACGGAUGUCGCCGCCGCCGAGGAGGGAGAGAGCUGGCAGGAGGGAAGAGAGGAGAGACGACAGGAGAGACGACAGGAGGGAAGACAGGAGAGAUGAUAGGAAGGAGGACAGGAAGGAGGACAGGAGAGAAGAUAGGAAGGAAGACAGGAGGGACGACAGGAGGGAAGACCGAAGGGAAGACAGGAGGGAAGAUAGAGGUGGAAGGAGGGAGAGGGAGAGGUAG